Messenger RNA from Ascochyta rabiei, 3042 nucleotides. RefSeq lists its product as uncharacterized. The transcript has 2 exons. Gene Ontology annotation, cellular component: kinesin complex. The record is from RefSeq and is a predicted model, not a curated record. NCBI's taxonomy places the organism in Eukaryota, Fungi, Ascomycota, Dothideomycetes, Pleosporales, Didymellaceae. Bases 1 to 3042 code for a protein of 1013 amino acids. Gene Ontology annotation, molecular function: protein binding.
AUGCGCCUGUUGCAGCGUCUGCCAGACAGUGGCGACUUCCGCCUUGUUGAAUAUUUAGGCAACAAUAUCCCACGCUAUGCCAUCCUCUCGCACACCUGGGGGCCAGAUGGCGAUGACGUCACAUUCAAGGAUGUCGUGAAAAGCAGAGGCAAGAGCAAGCCAGGCUACUCCAAACUGACCUUCUGCAGCCAGCAAGCUGCUAAAGACGGUCUCGAGUUCUUCUGGGUGGAUACCUGCUGCAUUGACAAGUCGAACAGCACAGAGUUGUCAGAAGCGAUCAACUCCAUGUUCAAGUGGUAUCAGAAGGCGGACAGGUGCUAUGCAUUGCUCUCAGACGUUCCGUUCGGCAGCUCCACUGCAGAAUUCACUCUAGAAACAUGGGAGCCUAGAUUCCAAAGCAGCAGAUGGUUCAAACGAGGCUGGACAUUACAAGAGUUGCUUGCUCCAGAGUGCGUCGACUUCUUUUCUCAAGAUGGGAAACGGAUUGGAGACAAGAUCUCGCUUCGGCAGAUUGUUCACGACACGACACAUAUUCCCGCUCAAGCACUCCAGGGCAGUUCUUUGUCGCAGUUCAGCGUCGAUGAGCGCAUGUCGUGGGCAGAGGCGCGCGAGACGACCCGCGAGGAAGACGGAGCAUACUCUCUCCUUGGCAUCUUUGAUAUUCACAUGCCGCUCAUAUACGGAGAAGGACGGAAGAAGGCUUUGGCUCGUCUGCGGAGGGAGAUCGAAGGGCCGCAGAGGGUGCAGUCGUUUGCUAAGCCGCCGUGGACUGUCCCUUUUCGACGCGAUGAUGACUUCGUCAACCGCAGCAGCCUGGAGGAGGUGUAUCGGAUCUGCGCCCAGCCCGCGGGCCGCGCAUCACUCGUUGGUCUUGGGGGCAUCGGGAAAUCGCAGAUCGCUAUUGAGUACACCUACCGAGUACAGGACCAGUCGCCCGCAAAAUGGGUGUUUUGGGUGCAUGCAGGCACACGAGCAAGGUUUGAAGACGGAUUUCGCAGGAUCGCCGAGGCGACAAAGAUGGACGGCUGGGACGAUUCCAAAGUGGACGUUUUAAGGCUCGUACGCAAUUGGCUAUGUGACGAGUCGAACGGACAAUGGACGAUGGUGGUCGACAACGCUGACGACGCGGAUGUAUUGUUUGACACCUCGCAAAGCCGCUCAGCAGGCAGCCCAGACCAGCCAAAAGACCUACUCUCAGACUACUUGCCGCAAUCCCCAAACGGAUCGAUUCUGAUUACCUCUCGAAGCCAAGCUGUCGCGCAGAAGCUUACAGGCACCUACUCUAGCAUCAUCGAAGUCGAGCCAAUGGGUGAGGACGAUGCACUGGUUCUUCUGGAGAAAAAGCUGGGCUCUUCUGUUGCUAGAGACAAGGCUGUCGAGUUGGUGCACGCGCUCGACUCCAUGCCUCUAGCGCUCACACAGGCGGCUGCCUUCAUCCGCCAGCGAGAGCCACGCAUGAGCGUGUCAAGGUAUGUAGAUGAGAUUAACAAAAACGACCGGAGUCAGGCGCGCUUGCUCGAGAAAGACGUAGGGGACAGUCGCAGAGAUGGCCAGGCAUCCAACUCGAUCAUCGCAACGUGGCACAUCUCAUUCGAGCAUAUCCGAAAACACGUGCCAGCAGCAGCCCGUCUUCUAUCACUGAUGAGCAUGUUCGAUCGCCAGGGAAUCCCCGAGUCACUUCUGGAAAGCCAAUACACAAGCGAUGGGGAUAGUGAUAUCACGUUCGAGGAUGAUAUCCACACCUUGUCUAGCUUCUCCCUGAUCAAGACGAACGCAGACGGAUGUGAAUUUGAGAUGCACCAGCUGGUGCAGUUCUCGACCAAAAAAUGGCUUGAGCUGCACAAUGAGCUAGAGGAGUGGAAAGGAGCGUAUGCAUCGCUCAUGGACGUUAGCUAUCCAGAAGGGGGUCACGAGGACUGGCCAGUGUGUCGUGCGCUGUUCCCACACGCUCAAGCUAUGUUUUACAGCCAGCCAGAGGAUGCCGUGGCGCUAGAGGCAUGGGCGUCAGUUCUGUUCAAGGUGGCGUGGUAUGCGCGUGAAAUGGGUCAGUGCAGUAAAGCGCUAGAACUGAUUUCUGCCUCUCUACAAACCAGGGAGAGCGUCUUAGGAGCGGAGCACCCAGAUACACUACGGAGCCUCAACGAACUUGGACUAGUCUUAGGAUAUCAAGGUAAGUAUAACGAAGCAGAGGAAGUUCACCAAAGAGCCCUGGAAGCGAGAAAUUGGGUGCUUGGAAAAGAGCAUGUCGAUACAAUGACCAGCAGGGUCAACCUGGCGCUGACAUACUCAAAUCAGGGGCGGUGGAAGGAGGCUGAAGAGCUACAAUUACGGGUAGUAAAGACAGAGAAGACAGUGCUAGGCGAGGAUCAUCCAUUAACUCUGAUCAGCAUAAACAACCUGGCGCUGACAUACUCAAAUCAGGGGCGGUGGAAGGAGGCUGAAGAGCUACAAUUACAGGUAGUAAAGACAAGGAAGACAGUGCUAGGCGAGAACCAUCCAUUAACCCUGAUCAGUAUAAACAACCUGGCGCAAACAUACACAAAUCAGGGGCGGUGGGAGGAGGCUAAAGAGCUACAAUUACGGGUAGUAAAGACAGAGAAGACAGUGCUAGGCGAGGAUCAUCCGUUAACCCUGAUCAGCAUAAACAACCUGGCGCAAACAUACGCAUACCAAGGGCGGUGGGAUGAGGCUAAAAAGCUACAACUACAGGUAUUGAAGACAGCUAAGAUAGUGCUAGGCAAGGAUCAUCCUUACACGCUUACUAGCAUGAGCAAUCUGGCGUACGCCUUGGAUGGACUAGGUCGCAACAGUGAGGCUGCUGCACUGAUGGACGAAUGUCUGGCACUGCGCAAACAGAUCCUCGGUCAUGAGCACCCUCAUACUCUGUCCUCUGCUAAGGCUCUACACAAGUGGUCACAUGAGUGUGAGAUGGUAGACGACGAGACGCAAGGACAAGUUGAAGAGAGAAGCGGCCACGAGGCAGAUGAGACUCCAAACACAGCCAUCGUCACAUCAGAAGCUACCGCUCCUUACUCAGCCUGA